AUGAUUUUGGCACAAUCUUGUACUUCUAAUUUCCUAAAACCACCCAUGUCCUAUCAAGACAGUAUCAAUUCGAAAGCAUCUUCCUAUGUGUGUCCAGUUGGAUUUGCCAAUGGUUUUGACCAGAGUAGUGGUAAUCGUACGUGUCUCACCACUUCUCAAAUUCUCUCCAAUUUGGGAAAGAUUUGUACAGGUACUCAGACAGCAUCGACGUGUGGUCCAACAUGGCUCACGUGUCCUACUUCGACCAUGAGAUGUACCUUCAGACGUACAAGAAUGUUGGGUGAGUAUUGCACAGUUCGUGAGAAUUGUGUGGGUAGUUAUGGUACGAUCACUGCUGGAACGAAUUGUGUGAAUCAUCGAUGUGUGAGUAUGACCGUCGUGGCAAAUAUUAAGGAAGAAGGUAAACCAUGUCGAGGUGGAGCCAUCGAUCUUGAUCAGAAUAUCAUGUACGAUUGUGCCACACCGGGAUAUGAGUGUGUGGCUGAUGUCUGUUUGAAAAUUGUCAAGAAUACGGAGGGUGGACCAUGUGCCACGGCAGCCAAUAAUGUACGUCAAGAAUGUGCCACUGGUUUUGGUUGUUACAAUGACGUGUGUAAGGCUCAAACCAUGUUGAGUAAGGGACAGAAUUGUACAGCUGUUCCAGAAACGACUGUGUGUGGAACUGGUUUGGUGUGCAAGAAGGCAUCUUCGAGUGCAACCUAUAAAUCGUGUGAGGUUCCAUCCGUGUAUGGAGAAUUCUGUGAGUCUGCUUCCGAUUGUUACAAAUUACCAGUACUUCAAAUGAGAUGUAGUAAGAACAAGUGCAUUCGAAGAUAUUCUCAAUUUGAUGGAGUCGAUUGUGAGAGUCAUCAAGAUUGUUUCUCUGGAUAUUGUCAAGCUGGAAAAUGUGCAAGUCCUAUCAAUUUGCCAUGCAGUACCACACAGGCUUGUCCCUCUGGAACUGAUUACAAAUGUGGUUGUGGAGGAGCAACGAGUGCUUCACCUUUUAAUGGAACUUGUGUGCCACCUUGCAAUGGUUAUCAACAAGAUUUCUUAUCAUGUGCCUAUAACAAUGGUCUCGAUGAAUUGACGACGAGUUAUGCCAUUUCCAAUCAACUCCAUCCUGUGGAUUCCAACUCGACACUCUUGACAAAAGCCUGUAGUCGAGAAUAUAAGAAUUUAUUGAAGUGCUACAUUAAGGCUUGGAAAGAUGUGGGAGUCUAUAAUGGAGAGAAUCUCGUACCUGGUGUGGAUUUGAGUGGAGCAUUGGAACAACCGACCUAUGUCGUUCAACCUGUGGUGGGAAGAAAUAUUUCAUCACCAUCUCCCAAGACAAGUGCUCAAAUUAGUGAAGGAAACUCGAACCGAACAGGAAUCUUCUCAAUGUUCCUUGGUUUAUUCCUUGUCAUGUGUAUUGCUUUCAUGAACAGUUCUUUCUAA
Messenger RNA from Naegleria lovaniensis, 1419 nucleotides. RefSeq lists its product as uncharacterized. The transcript has a single exon. The record is from RefSeq and is a predicted model, not a curated record. Bases 1 to 1419 code for a protein of 472 amino acids. Lineage: Eukaryota; Heterolobosea; Eutetramitea; Acrasida; Naegleriidae.